UGUUUGUUUUUAUUCUUCCAUUCGCACCAGAAUUUUCAACACGCGUUAAGAUAUCAAAUUGAAAAAAAAAAUAUAUAAAUUUAUUAAUAAAAAUUUAACACAAAAUGUCGGCGAAAAGCUUCAGUAAACCCCGCUUAUCCAAGGGCAUAUUGGAAAUGAAAUUUAUGCAGCGCACCAAAGACAAGGUGGACAAAGAAAUUGAGGCGGCCGAGGGUAGAGCCAUGUACUCCAAUGAGAUUACAGACAAAAUGUUAAACGGCAACUCAAAUUUCAUAAUUGAACCUAGUUUUGUUCACUGUGAAAAUCUUAUCGAUGGACGCUUAAGUUUUCGUGGCAUGAACCCAGAGAUUGAACGUUUACUAGAGCUAGAACGUGAAGAGAAGGCGGCUGCCAAGAAACAAGAACAAAGCACCGAUGUGUCCAACGAAGAUAUGAUGAAGUUCUAUCAAAACAAAACGGCCGGAGCUGGUCAUACCAUAGAAAAGAAAUUUUCCAAAUUUAAGAAAGUCAACAAUAAUCAAAAUAAAAACCACAACAAUAAUAAAAGACACAUAGUGGAAGGUGCGGGUGCUGCUGGUAGUGCGGGAAAAAAUAAAAAAUCAAAGUUUAUGAAACCCAAAGAUAGUGAUGAUGAUGAACAAAAUGAUUAAUUUCUUACUUAGAGUUAUAAGUAGUUUUUAAAUUUCCCUUUAGUUAAUAAGAAUACUUAACACCCAUAAAAAACAGCUUUUACAUAAUAUUUCUUGUAAUUUUUUUAUUUUUUAGAAAAUAUAACACAACAUAAAUGAAAUAAAAAUUAUAAUUAACAAGUCUUUAAUAAAAAA
Calliphora vicina (urban bluebottle blowfly) is the source of this 824-nucleotide messenger RNA. It is a transcript of the gene Mpp6, whose product is annotated as M-phase phosphoprotein 6. The coding region runs from base 105 to 650 and encodes 181 amino acids. The transcript has a single exon. The record is from RefSeq and is a predicted model, not a curated record. Gene Ontology annotation, biological process: maturation of 5.8S rRNA. Lineage: Eukaryota; Metazoa; Arthropoda; Insecta; Diptera; Calliphoridae.